AUGCACAAAAUUGUUACUUUGCUUGGAUAUUAUUGCAUUGAAAGAUCUUCCUCUCCAAAUCCCACUGAUGGAAUUACAGGUCAGAGAUGCCCUGGAGGCUCCUACUGCCCCAAAGGUACUGAGAAUAUCCGACCCUGCCCAAUUGGACACUUUGGGCCUAUGCAAGGUAGUGGGGCAGAAAUUAAUUGUCUCCCUUGUCCCCCGGGAUUAUUCUGUAACUCCUCUGGGCUGGUAGCUGCAACUGGAAAAUGCAAUGCUGGCUACUACUGCACAGGAAAGUCAAGGACAGCAACUCCCAUUGAUCACGUGACAGGUGGUAUGUGUGAGCCUGGGACCUACUGCCCAUCUGGUGCUGCACACCCAGUCCCAUGCGAUCCUGGUAAAUUCUGCAAUGGGUUCGCUCUGCCUACUCCU
Pristis pectinata (smalltooth sawfish) is the source of this 414-nucleotide messenger RNA. RefSeq lists its product as uncharacterized. The record is from RefSeq and is a predicted model, not a curated record. The transcript has 4 exons. The annotation marks the transcript as partial. NCBI's taxonomy places the organism in Eukaryota, Metazoa, Chordata, Chondrichthyes, Rhinopristiformes, Pristidae.